UAUAUGGCAGUUUUUGGCUUUUUACUGAAUUACUGUACCAUGACCACUGUUACUUAAGUAGUCAAAUCUUUCAAGAUAGUACUGAUUAGUUUAACAGAUGCAUUCAUGUUCACAAACUGGUCACUUCAAAAGUAAUAAUGACACACUGUUCUCUUCAGUAAGGGAAAAAUAUGUGCUUAUCACACUGCUGUUCAGAGCUUCUGAUCCUCUGAGAAGAAAUAAUAAAAAUAUUUUUUAUUUCAUUUUUAACAAAUGAACUUAAAAUGUCCCAUUUGAUAUUGGCUUUCAGCAGCGUGAAGGGAAGAAAAGUGCCACACAUGUAACAUUUUUCAUCUGUAAUCUCCAAACUCCUUUAAACUUUCUCCUGACAAACAAAGAUGGCUGGAGCUUUGACUUUCCUUCUUGUUGGAUAUCUGCUGAAAUGUGCCAUGUGUGGACAGUUUCAGGUCAUUAUGCCCCAGACCAUAGAGGUUCUCAGUGGAUCCUGCGGGACCAUCCCCUGCUCCUUUGACAUAGACAGCAGUUAUGAAGAUUACUUAGUGAACACAUGCACAGCAACAUGGAACAGAAAAAAUGGAGAAAUCUUCGAUCAUCCAAAAGUAUCUGCAAGAAAAGAAAUGACAGGAGACUUGACAAGAAAAAACUGCACCACAACCUUCGAUAAUAUGCGUCCUGAGUACAGCAAUGAAUAUUUCUUCAGACUGGAUUGUCAGAAUCCACUGAAAUAUCGGUUUAAAAACACUCCUUUGAAUAUUUUGGUCAACGCUGUUCCUCCCUCACCGACUCUUACUCCGUCCACAUUGGAGGUGAAAGAGGGAACCUCAGUGAGUUUGGAGUGCUCUGCUCCGGCUCCCUGUCUGUCUCAUCCUCCAACACUGACAUGGACCCCCAGCCUGGGUGACAGUCAGGAGACACUGCAGGAGAAAGGGGACAAAACUAAAGUCAAGACCUCUGUUCUGAACUUCACUGCUUCUCACCUCCAUCAUGGGAAGACCUUCACCUGUACUGCUGUCUACAGCCAGCAAAAUGGCAACUCUUUGCCACCUGUUAACAGAAGCUUAACAGCUGUUAUUUCAUUCCCUCCACAGAUUCUGCGCUCAUCUCAUUGCAACAAAACUGCCAGCCGGUUGAGCUGUUCCUGUGAGACCGUGGGAAACCCUUUUCCCGUUUUAAAAUGGUAUUUGAGCGGGCUACCUGUCAAUCAAUCUGAUAAGCUUGCAGUCCGGCCUGGGUAUCUAAACGGCACAGUUCUGAGGAGCAUCAUCACUGUGAAUCAGCCACAAUGGAGGCUUCUUUCCACCCUGGUCUGCCACAGCUCCAACUCUUUGGGAACUGCCAGGCAACAUUAUUGUGUCGCCAGCCUUGAGCAUCAAACCCCUGCAGGAAGUCAAGGUCAUGUGACGUUGCCAGUCUUCAUCACCACAGUUGUCGCUCUACUAGCACUAAUAUGUGCUCUGCUGUUUUUUAUCAGGUUUCAGAGGACUCACCAUAACUUUCCUGAGAGUUGGUGCACAGGUGACACCAGCAGAGUUGCUCUGGGUCGACUUCUAACAGGAAGCAAGGGAAAUGAGGCACCCCACACAACAGAAGUGGACACCUGUGUCGAGAUCCAUGGGCUGAGACAGGCAGACAUACGCCAGCCUGCAACUACCUCUGAGCCAAAAAGCCCCAACUUGCCAGGAUUUGGGCCAAACAAAGCAGAGGAAGCCAGCGAAAGCUCAGAGAAUAAGAAUGGGGAAAGUAGUAACGAGAUUUACAGUAAUCUGAUUUGGAGGAGCAAAAGGAAGAAGAAGCAGCAAGAAGACUCUGUGGACAUGGAUCCACCUGGUAGCUCCUCUCUGCAGGAGGAGAGGUGCAUAGUGGGAGGCAUGUGCAGAAACUUUGGGAGCGAUGCACUGGAGAUGGGGAGCCUAUAUGAUGAAGUUGUAUCUAGAAAUGUGAGAGGGGAAGCGGAAUGUGAAUAUACUGAAGUGACUUUUAAACAGAGGAGUGAUACACAUAAUUAGAUUGCUGUUUUGUUGUGAUUGUUGCUUCUAACCAAACUAUGACGUUCAAGUCCAGAUAAAGAGGACUACUAGAUAAGGAUUACUUAUCUUUGUUUUUCAGGUCAUUGGGUUUUUAAGAUAUUGACUGGUUUGAGAUUUUUUUUUGUCACUGAAAAUAUAUUUUUUUUAGUAAAUUGUAAGUACAUCAUAAUUUUAACAAUUAAAUUUUUCACUAUUUCUACUGUUAAUGCAAGAUAAUAUAAAAUGCCGUAUAUUCACGUUUUUUUUUAUUACUUAUACGCUGAUGUUGGUCAUAUGUAAAUUAAGAGAGGCCCUGCUGUUUUACAUUUAUCUGGCAGUAUGUCAUACUGUAUUUUGUUUCAUGGAUUGUUGUUAACAUUUUCUU
Molecule: messenger RNA, 2391 nt
Organism: Xiphias gladius (swordfish)
Lineage: Eukaryota; Metazoa; Chordata; Actinopteri; Istiophoriformes; Xiphiidae
Product: sialic acid-binding Ig-like lectin 13
Exons: 7
Coding region: 378-2006 (542 amino acids)
Source: RefSeq, a predicted model, not a curated record